AUGGAUUUUUGCUUCUUUCUUAUUGGUUGUAUGUUUACAGUGAGAUUGAAAUGGUCGAAUUUGGUUUAAAAUUGCAGCUUUAAGAUACUAACAGCAAACUCUAGUCAAAGAAUUCAACAAGCCGUUAAAGGAUAUCGGAAAUAUUAGUUGCUACUGUGGAAAUUGCCAUAAUCAGUCGGCAAAUGCUAUUAGAACCAUCAAUUGUGUAACAUUAUUUUUUAUUCCAGUGUUACCGUUCUACUACUCAAAGAGGCUAAAGUGCUCUAUUUGUGGUGCAUCGGGAGAUAUGGAUAAAGCUACCAUGGCAAAAAUGAAAGAGGGUCAGCCGGUUGCUAUCGGAUAG
Messenger RNA from Debaryomyces tyrocola, 343 nucleotides. The record is from the annotation of a GenBank genome assembly. Lineage: Eukaryota; Fungi; Ascomycota; Pichiomycetes; Serinales; Debaryomycetaceae.